This is a messenger RNA of Glycine soja, 588 nucleotides long. RefSeq lists its product as uncharacterized. The transcript has 8 exons. The annotation marks the transcript as partial. The record is from RefSeq and is a predicted model, not a curated record. NCBI's taxonomy places the organism in Eukaryota, Viridiplantae, Streptophyta, Magnoliopsida, Fabales, Fabaceae. Gene Ontology annotation, molecular function: lyase activity.
AAUGCAGAAGUGGCCAUGGAAGCUGCAAAAGCUGCAAUAGCAGGUGGCAUUUCAGUUUUGGAGAUUGUGGAGUCAACCCCAGGUGUGUUUGAGGUUCUACAGCAGCUGGUGAAGGAGCAUCCUACAAUGGCCCUAGAGGUUGGAACUGUUCUCAAGAUUGAGGAUGCAAAAAGUGCAAUUAAUGUCAGAGCCAAAUUUCUAAUGAGUCCUGCAACUGUUAAGGAUAUAAUGGAAAUGGAUUAUGUUCAGAGUGGUGAAAUUUUAUAUAUUUCUGGCACAAUGACUCCAACUGAAAUAUUGUCAGCAUGUGAUGAAGGUGCUAAAAUUGUCAAGAUUUAUCCAGUUUCUGCACUCGGUGGAUUUCAGUACAUAUCAACACUGAAGAAGGCCUUUCCUCAUAUCUUUAUGGUUGCUUCUCAGGGAAUAACAAUAGAUUCAAUUGGGGAAUACAUUUUGCGAGGAGCAUCAGCAGUUGUUUUGUCAUAUGCGAUAUUUGAUAAAGAUGCAAUUGCACAACAUGAUUUAGAUAAGAUACAAAAACUUGCACAUUCUGCUACCUUGGUGGAUAACAAAUCUGUGAAUAGGUAA